This is a messenger RNA of Cuscuta europaea, 984 nucleotides long. The record is from the annotation of a GenBank genome assembly. NCBI's taxonomy places the organism in Eukaryota, Viridiplantae, Streptophyta, Magnoliopsida, Solanales, Convolvulaceae.
ACCGAUUCCACCGAUAUUAGUAUUAUCAAACUACUCCCUAAUUUGGUGAAAAUGUAAAAGGUUUGCGCAGCAUCCGAAUUUGGAAUGCCCGCCUUUAACCGUCACGUCUUAUAGUUUGGCGUUCCAACCGCAAAAUUUAAAGAAGCAAAUUAAAACUGCAAUUGGAUUUUACUCUCCAAACAACAAUUAACAACAAUAAUAAUCUCCUUAAUCCGUUUAAACACCGCAAUGUCCAGAAGGUACAUAAAGCUGCGGAAGAAACUCAGGGAACUCGAAACGGGAGUGGUGGAGUUGCUCAUACUCCCGCCGGAGUCGCCGCACCGCCACAGCCUCUCGGACGGCGUGGAGGAGCGCCUAGAGUCACUGAAGGCGCUCCUCUCAUCGGAGAUGUCGUCAGCAUCAAACGUGAAUCCGGACCACCUGCUGCAAAUCGCUGAGAUUCUCUCAGAAUUGGACAUGACAUUCAGAUGCGCGGCUGCUACUGGAGCCGCCGAUGAGUGUUCGAGCCCGAGCGGCGGCGGAGGCAGCAAUGUGGGGCAGAUCGAGAUGGCGGAUUUAGGUUUUAAGGUCUACGACGUUCCAGAGGAGUUGACCGAUGAUAAUGCUGGAGAUGAAUUAAAAGGAAAAGAAGACGUCUAUGAGGAACGGCGUGAUUGGCCAUUAAUUAAUGACGUCAAAGAAGAAGACGGUGAGAAACGGCGUCGUAUAUUGCCAGCAGCGAUUACAGGGGUCAAAGAAGAAGGCAGUGAGGAACGGCGUCGUACAUUGCCAGCGGUUAGCGGCGUCAAAGAAGAGUCGGAAAUAGCGUGGGCUCGCGCAGGCAAUAAUUUUUAUAAAGUGUGGGGUACGGGUGUGGUGAUUGGAGCAUUUUCAAUGGCGGUGUUCAUGGCAAAAUUUUCUGCUUGUUUUUACGUUAUUGACUUCUUAGGCCCCUUAACUCCUACAUAAUUACUUGGCAAAUUAAGAUUCAGUUUUUAAGAACAC